Molecule: messenger RNA, 1134 nt
Organism: Pyricularia pennisetigena
Lineage: Eukaryota; Fungi; Ascomycota; Sordariomycetes; Magnaporthales; Pyriculariaceae
Exons: 1
Coding region: 1-1134 (377 amino acids)
Source: RefSeq, a predicted model, not a curated record
AUGCAGAUGCACGCUUCCGCCCCGUAUAUGGGGCAACAACUACCUUUGGCUAGCCCAGCACCGGCCGGCGCCGAAGCCUAUCUCGACGAUAUCUCUAGACAAAUAGGGUUGGCACAGCUUCAGAACAGGCGAUACUCGCCAUCAUCCAGCAGUCAUGUUCUUCAUGCCCACGGCGGCAGCCCCAUGCGUGUCUCCAAGCCGACCAGCACCAGCAACAGCCCCAGGUCUGCAAUGCAGGCAAGGAGAAGGACCAUGGUGAACGACAGCCUGAUCGCCCAGAGGAAUCAGCUUCUAUUGGAGCAGGCGUGCCUGCCCACUUCAACCCAGAACAUCGUGCCUGACAACUUCUUGAGGAGAUCUUCGCGGCCAGUGAGCUGGCACCCAUCUUCACAGCUUGGGCAUAUGCUGCCGCAACAGCAAAUGCUUCCGGCACAACAAACCCAGCACGCCAUGCCAUUAUCACAAUAUCCGUUCCCGACAUAUAACGAGGCGGACUUCUCUGCUCAAUACCAACAAUAUCUUCCUCCCACCCCCGCAGCAUACUCAGCAUACAACUCACCAACUGGCCUCUCCCCACUGGCCCUGCCAUAUUCGAACUUUCAGGCACCUCAGUACGCCACUAAGGACCUGUGGACCACGUCUGCCCCCAUGGUACCCAACACCAAGUCUGUAUCACCAGACACUGAGUGUCCUGGUCUGGUUGAGUCGACGAGCGCCACUGAGCAGUAUGCACCUGUCGCCAUCACUUCUCAAGGCACCUCUGCGCAAUGGAACCCACUUGUGCAGGGCGCUACCCCUCCCACGCCCGACUCUUAUCCUUCGAUCCCGGCAGCUGCAGAGCCCGUUAUCCCUUCGGAUGAGAGCAUCCCCUACCGGUCACUUGACGAGGAGGAGGAUGAAGGAGAGAUCCUUGUGGGUAUGGGCCUCUACGAUCCGCCGGAGAAGACCUUGGGUGACUACACCCUGAACGGCUUCCGCUCAUCAACCACUUCGCUAUUCGGUGGUUAUGAAAUCCCUGAGCCCAAGGGCAAAGGACUCAAGCUGGAGGAGACGUGGGUGCCUCCCCCACAGGAAGAAGAGGACGAGGAUGGAUCCAAUAGCGACGAUGACGCCGAUGCUGAAGAGCAGGAGUGA